Messenger RNA from Limanda limanda (common dab), 1618 nucleotides. RefSeq lists its product as uncharacterized. Gene Ontology annotation, molecular function: ubiquitin-protein transferase activity; ubiquitin binding. The transcript has 11 exons. NCBI's taxonomy places the organism in Eukaryota, Metazoa, Chordata, Actinopteri, Pleuronectiformes, Pleuronectidae. Bases 86 to 1618 code for a protein of 510 amino acids. The record is from RefSeq and is a predicted model, not a curated record.
GGAACUAAAAACAGCUGUUGGCAAAAGCAGACUUUACAUCGUGCCACGAGCCACUGUCUUGCAGGAAACCUCACCACCCUCAGCCAUGUCCCAGAAUUCAUUCCCACCACUCUCUGCAGCUCCAGCAGCAGAUGAGACCUCACAGGUGGCUAAGGAAAAUGUGGUUUCAGAUCAGGUGGCAUCCACAUCCUCUGCCAUAUCCAUGGUUUCAUUCCCACCACUCUCAAUUGCUCCAGUACAAGAUGAGACCGCCCCUUUGGCUGAGAGUACCCAAGCUCAAAGUGUGGUUGCAAAUCGGGCUCUUCAAGAAUGGCAAGCAAUACGUGCCCAGCAAGACCAGGAAUAUAAUGACAAUUUGUUGGUGGAUCAGGAGAAGGAGAGGAAGAAACUAGCCUAUCAGGCCUGUGAGGAAAGGCGUCAAAAGGCUAUUGAAGCAAGACAUCAGCGUCUAUCUGCAUGUGAGGUACCCUUUGAUGGGGUGUUGAUCAAAUUUAAAUAUCCAGAUGGACACCUCAACAUGAGGAAAUUCAGCUUGUGUGAGCCAAUUCAGACCUUGUUUGACUUUGUGGGACAAGAUGAUGGUGCCAGUGAAACCUUUGUGGUACAAGAAGCCACAUCAUCAAGAUCAAUUGAGAGCAGUUCCGCCGGGUCAAUAAUUGAUCAUGGUAUAAAACCAUCCUCAACUCUUUACGUACUUUGGUUUUCAAAUCACCAUGUACAGGAAAUUCUCUCAGGUCAACAAAAUGAUGGAGCUCAUGCCCUAAACCAUACAUCUCCUGGUCAGUCGUCGCUGUCUGAGCCCUCAAUCCAGCAAAGUCUCUCUGUGCCCUCUCUCCAGUCUGAGCCCUCAACCCAGCCAAGUCUCUCUGUGACCUCCACCCACUCACUGCUGUUUGAGCCCUCUCUCCAGCCUCUGCCAUCUGAGAACUCUAUCCAGCCAUCGCUCACUCUGAUCUCACAACCGCAAGAAAUCCUGACUGAUGAAGAACCAUCACUCCCUCCUUCACCUGUCCAGGAACCAAUCAUUGAUCUUGAUGAACAAGAGGAGACGGUUUCACAAAAUCAGUCUCCUGUAUCAACACAUCACCUUAGAGGACCUGUGGAUGAGAUUGAUCUACAGACCAUAUUGAAAAAACUGGUCAGCAAAGUAGAUGACUGCUUCUCUCCAACAAGCAACCAAAUAAAUGUGUGCAGGGACAAUGUUUUACCAUGUAGCCUGCGGGCGUUUAAACGGAAGUCCUUCGACCCUGAAGCAAGACUGGAUGUUGUCUUUGUGGAUGAAGAUGACAAUGGUGAAGGGGCAGUUGACGAAGGCGGCCCGACCAGAGAGUACCUAAGGCUGUUGAUGAGGGCCGUCCACCAAUCAAACAUCUUCGAUGGACAUGAGAAAGACCGGCAGUUGCGUCUUGAUACGCAAGCUUUACAGAGUAAACUGUACACCUGGGUGGGGAAAAUGAUAGCUGUGUGCAUCAUUCAUGGAGGAGUUGGUCCGCAUUUCUUCUCGGAAAGGCUUUUCCGGCAAAUCUGUGGAAUAGAAACGAUCCCGGCCACGGUCAAUGAAGUUGGCGACCAUCCUUUUAGGGAGCAGUUGAUGAAAUGUACAACUAUUGACAUGUAA